This is a messenger RNA of Thamnophis sirtalis, 1705 nucleotides long. It is a transcript of the gene CCDC43, whose product is annotated as coiled-coil domain containing 43. The record is from RefSeq and is a predicted model, not a curated record. Lineage: Eukaryota; Metazoa; Chordata; Lepidosauria; Squamata; Natricidae.
ACCCAAGAUGGCGGCGCCCUGCGCUUUUGAGCCUUGGCUUGAGAGUCGUCUCGAGGCCCUUGGAUUAGAUGGAGAUGUAUACGGUGGAUAUAUACGAGGCGUAUUAAGGGAAGCGGAGUGCGAUGCAGAGCGGCUGGAAGGUCUAGCAGGGGCCUUGGCUGCGGGGGAACCGGAUGAAGAUGUAUUACAAGAAGUUUGUAAAGAAAUAAUUAAAAAAUGGUCAGAGGCCCAAGAUAUUGAAAUCAGCGAGAAGAAAGAAGAUGAUAUCCAAGCCAUCACAAACAUAAUUGAAAAGCAGGCACAAAUUGUUGUGAAACCUAAAGAGGUCUUGAAGGAGGAUACACUUCAGAAAGCUGCUCUCCUGGCACAAUAUGCUGAAGUAACAGAUGAUGAGGAUGAAGUAAAUGUACAUGAAGAUUUGGGAGCAGCAGCAAUGCCUAUUGCUUCUAACAAAUCCUUGUUCAAAAAUACAAACCUGGAAGAUGUUAUGAAUGCUCGUAAGCUGGAGAGAGAACAUCUACGUGAUGAAUCCCAGCAAAAGAAAGAGCGGGACAAACUUCAGCGGGAGAAAGACAAGCUGACUAAGCAAGAACGCAAGGAGAAAGAGAAGAAGAGAACACAAAAAGGCGAGAGGAAACGGUAGCCAAGAACAGCUGCUGGACUUUCUUCCCCUCCAUUAUCUGAAACAUGGCACAGCAUGCACAUUUAGCCAGAAUGAUCAAGCAGAGAGAAGCUUUUUGAACAUUUUUCUUUGUUUUUCCAAAGCAGCAGCAUGUACUUGGCAAGAUUUGCAUGGAGAGGGAAUGUUUUCUCUCUCAUGAUAAAAACUUUGAUUUAAAUUUUUGUGUAUACAAUUUUGCUGUCCAAGAAUUUGGCUGAAUUGCCAUAGCCAAGAUCUAUAACCAAAGAAUUGGUGACUUUUUGUUUUUCUUGUUAUUUUCUGCUCUUAUUAAAUAUUUUCUUGAAAACUGUAAAGUUAAGGAACUUCUGUAAUAUUCAGUCUACCUAAAGGUAGUAGAAUUGUUGAGGAAAAAUCCAGUUUGCUACAUGUAUUUGUCAAGAAGAGAUAACAAGCCAUGAUGAGUGUAUAAGGUUGGAUUUAGCACAAUGCUAUAAACAUCUGACAUCGAUAUGAGACAACAUAUUUCAUUUGUUCAGGAUUGGCCUAAUAAAUGUGUGUGUGAGCCUUGAGCAAAGCUGUACUGUUGCUACCUUAGGUAAAGCGCUAUGAAUUUAAUUGGCACAUUACAUGGUUCACUUCUUGCUCCAUACAUUCUUUAUAAUCUACCAUAUUUAUCGCAAAGACUACUAAAUUCAAGAUGAUUUCUAUCACUCUCUGCAAAGAUCCUUAAUAUUUAUAAGAUAAUGAUAAUUUUUAGCAAAUAUCAGAUAACUCUUCCAUUUUAGAGGGAAAGUAAUUUGGAACAAAAAAAUGUUUCCUUUUAUAGGAAGAGAGUUGUGUUUGUAGUACUGAAGUCCCGGCUGUAAUGCAGAAGCAUAGUCACCUUAAUUACAUGGGACCUAAGUUACUGCCUUUACUUUCCUCUUUAUUCUAAUAGAUGCUCCCAAAUCUUCUUUUAUCCUGCUAUUUAUCCUAUUGUUUUAUAGUGUUAGUACAGCAUCAACAUUUCAGUACCCAGGAUUCUGGCUACUUGAUUCCAAACUUGAUACAAUAAAUAUUAUCCUUGUUUGAGGCAGUCACUCU